Molecule: messenger RNA, 777 nt
Organism: Opisthocomus hoazin
Lineage: Eukaryota; Metazoa; Chordata; Aves; Opisthocomiformes; Opisthocomidae
Source: RefSeq, a predicted model, not a curated record
AUGGCAGGGGAUGGGGAGCUCAACCGUAUCAUCAAGGACCUGCAGACCCCGCGGGCAGGGGGCAUCAGGGUGGAGGAGGAGGAGGACACGGAGGUGAAGGAGGAUGAGGAAGAUAAAGAGGAGGUGGAAGAGAAGGAUGACGAGGAGGAGGACGCGGAGGAGGACGAGGAGGAGGACGUGGAGGUGAAGGAGGACGUGGAAGAGGAAGAUGAAGAGGAGGAGGACGACGAGGAGGAGGAGGACACGGAGGCAGAUGUGGAGGACGUGGAGGCGGAGGAGGGUGCGGAAGAGGAGGGUGAAGGGGUGAUGGAGGAGGAGGAUGACGAGGAGGAGGCGGAGGAGCGUGCGGGAGAGGAGGAUGAAGAAGGGCUGAAGGACGCGGAGCUGGAGGAGGCGGGCGCGGCGGGGCGGGGGGACCCCACCCGCGACAUGAAGGGGCGGCUGCGGGAGCUGCUGCGGGAGAAGGAUGCCCUGUGGCAGAAGACGGAGGGCAUUGACACCCCGAUGCCCAACCCGCCGCCCCACAAUGCGGGGCUGUGUGCCCGCUGCCGCAAGGAUUUCCGCCUCCUCUCCCGGCGGUACAACUGCAGGUGGGCUUGGGGGGCACUGGGGGUGGCACAGGGUGGCACGGUGCUCACCACCCGCUCUCUUGCCAGGCUCUGCCAGGGCAAGGUGUGCCACGCGUGCUCCGUGGACGCAGGCAAGCAGGGGCGAUGCUGCCUGCUUUGUGCUAGCCCCUGUUGCCCAAGCCGGGGCGGAAAGGUCCCGGUUGUGUAA